Molecule: messenger RNA, 26880 nt
Organism: Coregonus sp. 'balchen'
Lineage: Eukaryota; Metazoa; Chordata; Actinopteri; Salmoniformes; Salmonidae
Source: the annotation of a GenBank genome assembly
CUUGACAGGACAGAGGUGAUCAAGAGCAACCUGCACCCGGUCUUUGCCAAGGUCUUCACCCUGGACUACUACUUUGAGGAAGUGCAGAAGCUGCGGUUCGAGGUCUACGACAUCCAUGGCACCCACAGUAUUGGCACCCGCGAUGACGACUUCCUGGGUGGGGUGGAGUGUACGCUCGGCCAGGUCCUGUACUGAAUGUCUGACCCUUCCACUCAGUUAUCCAAUGUAUCAUUUCUUAUGUCUAAUCAAAUCACUCACCACACAUAAACUGAAUGGAACAGAGAGCCACUGUAUGAUCAGUGUGCCGAGCUGCUGCUUACCAACAACACUUACUUAGUAGAGGUCAGAGGGUAAAGGUUAGAGGUCACCAAUCCUCCUCAUACUGCUCUCAAACUGCUUUCAUACUAAUUGUCCUGUAAUACACUGCUUCACUAGUCACCAGUCAUUCAUAGUUUUCCUGUGUCCACAGAUUGUAGCCCAGAAGAAGAUGAUGAAGCCUUUAUUCCUAAAGUACGCAAAGUACGCUGGGAAAUCCACCAUCACGGUAGGGUUCACCUAUUCAUCAUCCUAUUGAUCUCACUCCCAGCUCACCAUUGGCUCACUGUUGCAGUAACAGUGGCAAGCAAAAUCAAAUGUAAUGACUUGUUAAAUCAAUUCAAGCAAUUAAAGCAAAGUAGCUGAUGUGAAUCCUGUGAUGUAAGGAUGCUUCUCUGUACAAAGAAUCAUGACUCAUAUACAAUAUCUGUGAUGACAAAGAGAGGGGGACGUUAAAACACAGUGUGUUAUUUCUGUUGGAUGGUCUCAACACCAUCUGCCAGGCCAACAUUACAUUGCCAUACAAAAGGGUACAACACAGAGAAACUGUGUUUAACAAGCCUGCAAAUCUGACCUUCAGUGGAGUGGGAGGAAGAGUCAGUGUUCCUCACUGCUCUGUUAAGUCAGAGGUGCAGAGUCUCUCUGAUCUCUCAGUGCCUUCUUCUACUGUAGAGAUGAGAGGAGAAAAGAGAAGGGGUUUUGCCCAAGCAGUGAAUCAGAUAAUGGGAACAACAGACAUUUCGCCUUAUUGAUACGCAUAAAUUGUCCUUCGAGAGAAGGGCUGAGAAUGACUUGCUUGUGAUGGAAAUGGUCAAAGUAAAGAUGGUAUUUGAGGAUCUUUCCCUUUGGCUAGUGUUGCCAUUAUGACCAUUGAUUGGAUGUGAUCACGUGAUGGCAGCUUGCUGUGAGGCGGUUAUGGGGGAUAUAAUGGGUUUGUUUAAGCACAGUCCUGUAGCAGUGUGGGCUUAAUGCGUUCUAGUGAAUUAGUGAUAACCUGUGUCAUGGCGUUUCUGAAAAUGGCUUUUACUGAUAUGAUAAUGGCCCUGGGCUUUGUCAGGUCUGUCUGUGAGAUGGAUCCCAAUGGCAUGGUGUCUGCCUGUAAUGUGCCUGCAGGCUAAUCUGGAAGGUGGCAGAACAACAGACAACUGUUGUGUUUUGUGUGAUAAAUUGCUCCCCAGUGUUUGUAACACAUCUCUCAGAUGUCCAUCAUGCACAUGGGGACAUGGGAUGUGGAGAAAAGUUGAUAAAAUGGUAGGGAUUAAGGUACCAUUGUAUGCAGUUACUGUGGCUCCCACUGGCAAGCAUCAAUAGCCAAUAGUCUUCGAACUGAAACGUUCAUAGCCGGGCCACAAUCCAAUACACAAUACACAUUAUGCCUACACAACACUCACCAGGACAAUGGCACCAUGAUAUGAGAUACAAUAAAUAAUUUUCAUCCAAGAUUCAUACUGUACAUACAGAAAGCUUGACAAGCUGCUGAUACGACACAGGCACCAAGUGUUAUAGCUUUACUAUGUUGUAUUAUUGAUAAGCUUAGAGACCCAUAGAGUUUGUUUCUGGACCAUUGCCACACUUUUGUUUGAAUUACAGAAACCAUAUACUUUACUGUAGAACAUUUCUUGUUGUUUUGAGUCAACAGAUGUUGUUCAGCUUUAAUUUAUUUAGGCUGUAUAUCAUUAUUGUAGCAGUCGUGCAUUUUAACACAGAUAAAGUCCUCUUUUAUAGACUGCACUUGAUUCACUGGCUUACCGGCGUAUAAUGACACUUAUUUAGGAGGUGAGGGGCUAUAAAGGGCCAACACAAUUUGUCCUAAUGUGCUGAGAUGACUUGUAACCUUCUAACUGUUCGACAGGAGGGAUUCUGAAGGUGAGCAGAACUCAUUGUAAUGGGCUCAUUGUAGUGUAUCUGGAACUCUUUGGGCCCUGACCACACCAAGUUCCCCUCUCCCCUCUCCCUUCUCCCCAAGUUCCUCUCUCCCCUCUCCCUUCUCCCUAAGUUCCCCUAUCCCUCUCCCCUCUCCCUAAGUUUCCCUCUCCCUCUCCCCUCUCCCAUCUCCCCUCUCCCUUCUCCCUAAGUUCCUCUCUCCCUAAGUUCCCAUCUCUCCUCUCCCCUCUCCCUCUCCCUUCUCCCUAACGUCCUCUCUCCCUAAGUUCCUCUCUCCCCUCUCCCCUAUCCCUUCUCCCUAAGUUCCUCUCUCCCCUCUCCCUAAGUUCCUCUCUCCCUAAGUUCCCCUCUCCCCUCUCCCUUCUCCCUAAAUUCCCUCUCUCCCCUCUCCCUAAUUCCUCUCUCCUAAGUGUCCCGCAUCUCCCCUCCUCCCUCUCCCUAGUUCCUCUCAUCCCUAAGUGUCCCCUCUCUCCUCUCCCCUCUCCCUCGCCCUUCUCCCAUGUCCUCUCUCCCUAAGUUCCUCUCUCCCCUCUCCCCUAUCCCUUCUCCCUAAGUUCCUCUCUCCCCUCUCCCUAAGUUCCUCUCUCCCUAAGUUCCCCUCUCCCCUCUCCCUUCUCCCUAAAUUCCUCUCUCCCCUCUCCCUAAGUUCCUCUCUCCCUAAGUUCCCCUCUCCCCUCUCCCUUCUCCCUAAGUUCCUCUCUUCAUUGUCAGGGAAACAAGUUUACAUUGCCAAAGCAAGUGAAAUAAACAAUAAACAAAAGUGAGAAGACACAAAACAACAUCAACCAAAAACUAUUAGAAUUUAACAGAAAAUAUUGAACUCAAAAUGGUUUCAAAAAUAUAAAAACAUUUCAAGUGUUAUAUUACCAGCUAUGUACAGUGUUUUAGCAAUGUGCCAAUAGUUGUAGUACGAGUAGUAGUGGAAGAUAAAUAAACAGAUAUUGGUGGUAUUUACAGUGUUGUUUGAGCUCCACUGGUUGCCCUGUUUUCAUGGUAACGGGCCACAAAUCUUGCUGCUGUGAUUGCACACUGUAGUAUUUUGCCUAACAGAUAUGGAAGUUUAUCAAUGUUUGAUGUGUUUUCAAAAUCUUUGUGGGUCUGUGUGAUCUGUGGUAAAUAUGUAUCUCUAAUGUGGUCAUACGUUUGGCAGAAGGUCAGGAGGUGCAGCUCAGUUUCCACUUCAUUUUGUGGGUAGUGAGAACAUAGCCUGUCUUCUCUCGAGAGCCAGGUCUGCCUAUGGCGGCCUCUCCCAAUAGCAAGGCUAUGAUCACUGAGUCUGUGCAUAGUCAAGGAUUUUCUUCAUUUUGGGUCAGUCACAGUGGACAGGUAUUCUGCCAAUGUGUACUCUCUGUUAAGGGCCAGAUAGCAUUCCAAUUUGCUCUGUUUUUCGGUUGAUUCUUUCCAGUGUAUAAUGACACAUGUGUCAAAUAGUUAUCUUUUUGUUUUCUCAUAAUUUGGUUGGGUUUAAUUGUGUUGCUGUCUUAGGGCUCUGUGGGGUCUGUUUGUGUUUGUGAAUAGAGCAACAUAACCAGCUGGCUGAGGGGACUCUUCUCUAGGUUCAUCUCUCUGUAGGUGAGGGCUUUGUGGUGGAAUGUGUGGGCAUUGCUUCCUUUUAGGCGGUUGUAGAAUUUAACAGCUCUGCAUGCAUUGUUUGGGGUUUUGCGUUGUACACAAAGUAUAUGUUUAGCAGAAUUCUGUAUGUAGAGUCUCAAUUGGGUGUUUGUCCUGUUUUGUGAAUUCUUGGUUGGUGAGUGGACCCCAGACCUCACAACCAUAGAGAGCAAUUGCUUCUAUAACUGAUUGAAGUCUUUUUAGCCAGAUCCUAAUUGGGAUGUCGAGUUGUAUGUUCCUUUUGAUGGCGUAGAAGGCCCUUCUUGCCUUAUCUGUUAGAUCGUUCACCACCUUGUGGAAGGUACCUAGUCUGUCUUGUUGAUGUUUAGGCCGAGGUAGGAAUAGUUAUUUGUGUACUCUAGGGCAAAGGUGUCUAGAUAGAAUUUGUAUUUGUUGUCCUGGUUAAGGGACCUUAUUUUUCUCUUUACUGAGAUUCACUGUCAGGGCACAGGUCUCACAGAAUCUGUGCAGAAGAUCUAGGCGCUGCUGUAGGCCCUGCUUGGUUGGGGACAGAAGCACCAGAUCAUCUGCAAACAGUAGACAUUCUCUCUUGUACCUCAGACACAAAGAACAUUUGUGUUUUUUUUAGCAAAACUUAGCUUGUCUGUAAUAUUCAUUUAAAUAUGCAGAAUAAUACACUUUUUUGCGAUUAGUACAUUCCUUUUGGGGGCCAACCAAAUGGUCUUGUGGACUAACUUUGGACCCAGAUCCCAUGCAGUCGUUUGGCCAGCUCUGUAUUACAGUAAUGGAACCACAUUCGUUUCUGGGCUUGAGGGAGCUUUCUGUUGAUGUUUAAAAGUAAUAACACUCCUCAACAUUUUAUGUGACAUAUUUAGAUUGGCUUCAAGGUCCUGUCCACAUUACAUUUACAUUCACGUCAUUUAGCAGACGCUCUUAUCCAGAGCGACUUACAAAUUGGUGCAUUCACCUUAUAGCCAGUGGGAUAACCACUUUACAAUAUGUUAUUUUUUAUUAAAUUUUUGGGGGUGGGGUAAGGGGGGGUAGAAGGAUUACUUUAUCCUAUCCCAGGUAUUCCUUAAAGAGGUGGGGUUUCAAGUGUCUCCGGAAGGUGGUGAGUGACUCUGUCGUCCUGGCGUCGUGAGGGAGCUUGUUCCACCAUUGGGGUGCCAGAGCAGUGAACAGUUUUGACUGGCCUGAGCGGGAACUGUGCUUCUGCAGAGGUAGGGGGGCCAGCAGGCCAGAGGUGGAUGAACGCAAUGCCCUCGUUUGGGUGUAGGGACUGAUCAGAGCCUGAAGGUACGGAGGUGCCGUUCCCCUCACUGCUCCGUAGACAAGCACCAUGGUCUUGUAGCAGAUGCGAGCUUCAACUGGAAGCCAGUGGAGUGUGCGGAGGAGCGGGGUGACGUGAGAGAACUUGGGAAGGUUGAACACCAGACGGGCUGCGGCAUUCUGGAUGAGUUGUAGGGGUUUAAUGGCACAGGCAGGGAGCCCAGCCAACAGCGAGUUGCAGUAAUCCAGACGGGAGAUGACAAGUGCCUGGAUUAGGACCUGUGCCGCUUCCUGUGUAAGGCAGGGUCGUACUCUCUGAAUGUUGUAGAGCAUGAACCUACAGGAUUGGGUCACCGCCUUGAUGUUAGCGGAGAACGACAGGGUGUUGUCCAGGGUCACGCCAAGGCUUUUUGCACUCUGGGAGGAGGACACAACAGAGUUGUCAACCGUGAUGGCGAGAUCAUGGAACGGGCAGUCCUUCCCCGGGAGGAAGAGCAGCUCCGUCUUGCCGAUGUUCAGCUUGAGGUGGUGAUCCGUCAUCCACACUGAUAUGUCUGCCAGACAUGCAGAGAUGCGAUUCACCACCUGGUUAUCAGAAGGGGGAAAGGAGAAGAUUAGUUGUGUGUCGUCUGCGUAGCAAUGAUAGGAGAGGCCAUGUGGGGAUAUGACAGUGCCAAGUGACUUGGUGUAUAGCGAGAAUAGGAGAAGGCCUAGAACUGUUCCCUGGGGGACACCAGUGGUGAGAGCACGUGGUGCAGAGACAGAUUCUCGCCACGCCACUUGGUAGGAGCGACCUGUCAGGUAGGACGCAAUCCAAGAGUGAGCCGCGCUGGAGAUGCCCAACUCGGAGAGGGUGGAGAGGAGGAUCUGAUGGUUCACAGUAUCAAAGGCAGCAGACAGGUCUAGAAGGACAAGAGCAGAGGAGAGAGAGUUAGCUUUAGCAGUGCGGAGAGCCUCCGUGACACAGAGAAGAGCAGUCUCAGUUGAAUGACCAGUCUUUAAACCUGACUGGUUUGGAUCAAGAAGGUCAUUCUGAGAGAGAUAGCAAGAGAGUUGGCUAAAGACGGCACGCUCAAGAGUUUUGGAGAGAAAAGAAAGAAGGGAUACUGGUCUGUAGUUGUUGACAUCGGAGGGAUCGAGUGUAGGUUUUUUGAGAAGGGGUGCAACUCUCGCUCUCUUGAAGACGGAAGGGGUCUCUGGAAAUGGUCUGGAGAAGAGAGGAGGGGAUAGGGUCAAGCGGGCAGGUUGUUGGGCGGCCGGCCAUCACAAGUCGCAAGAUUUCUUCUGGAGAGAGAGGGGAGAAAGAUGGGGGGGAUUCAGCAGGGAGGAGAAGGUGGCAAAGAGCUUCCUAGGGUUAGAGGCAGAUUCUUGGAAUUUAGAGUGGUAGAAAGUGGCUUUAGCAGCAGAAGCAGAGGAAGAAAAUGUAUAGAGGAGGGAGUGAAACGAGAGCGAGAGAGAAAAGGAUACAAAGUAGUGGAGGGGAGUUGCAGUGAGAUUAGUAGAAGAACAGCAUCUAGUAAAGAUGAGGUCAAGCGUAUUGCCUGCCUUGUGAGUAGGGGGGGACGGUGAGAGGGUGAGGUCAAAAGAGGAGAGGAGUGGAAAGAAGGAGGCAGAGAGAAAUGCGUGAAGGUAGACGUAGGGAGGUUAAAGUCACCCAGAACUGUGAGGGGUGAGCCAUCCUCAGGAAAGGAACUUAUCAAGGUGUCAAGCUCAUUGAUGAACUCUCCAAGGGAACCUGGAGGGCGAUAAAUGAUAAGGAUGUUAAGCUUGAAUGGGCUAGUGACUGUGACAGCAUGGAAUUCAAAUGAGGAGAUAGACAGAUGGGUCAGGGGAAAAAGAGAGAAUGUCCACUUGGGAGAGAUGAGGAUUCCUGUGCCACCGCCGCGCUGACCAGAUGCUCUCGGGGUAUGCGAGAACACAUAGUCAGACGAGGAGAGAGCAGUAGGAGUAGCAGUGCUUUCAGUGGUAAUCCAUGUUUCCGUCAGCGCCAAGAGGUGAGCAUAGGCCGAGAUGAACUUUGCCUUGUUGGCCGCAGAACGGCAGUUCCAGAGGCUGCCAGAGACCUGGAACUCCACGUGGGUCGUAAUAUCUCUGUAUUUUUCCUUCUCUCCCUCCACAUGUCAUAUGACAGGCUGUCUGCCUCCGGAAAAUAACAUAUAGUCAUUGGGCAAAAAUUUUACUUACACAUUUUUUUUUUCUUUCAGGUACAUGCUGAAGAAAUUUCUGGCAACAAUGGAUAUGUUGAACUGUUCUUCUGUGCCAAGAAACUGGAUGAUAAGGUAAGGGAUUAUGGGCCUUCUCUUGAUGGAAAUGCCAAUAUAGAUCAUGGGUGAAUUUGUGUUUGCUGGCUGUUGAACCUCUCUCCUGUGAAUAUGAUUUCAAGAUUGUAUCUAUCUCUUUUUGACAUAAUCAGUAAUUAAUCAGACAAGAAAGAUUUAAACAAUGAUGAUAUAGAUUUUCUACACUUAUAAAUGCAACAUUUAUUUAGAUCCAUAUGCUUCACACUGUAGUUACUGGAGGCAUAUGACAUAAAGGCAUACAACAUACAUUUAAGCAUUUGUUCUAUUAAGUCUGAAUUGAACUUGGCUUUCUGUAAAUGCUGCUUCCCCGUUGAGACAAGCAUUGUGAGAAUGGUGUGUCAUGGACUCUUGACAGAGAGCAAGAGGAAUAUGAGGGUGAGAUCAGUGUGAGGUUUGCUUAGUUCAGUGUGUUUGUUUGUGUGUUUGUGUGUGUGUGCUUUCGUGCGUGCGUGUGUGUAAGGGGUGUUACUGCGUGGUUCUCUGUUUGCAAACAGCCCCUCCACACAAAGCAUCCCACAAUGCACCACUGGCCCUGAAGCUCUGCAGGUGUCUGUUCUUCCUACAACAGCAACAAGCCGUACCCAAGCGCCUCUGCGCUUAUCCUCCCACUCUCUCUCUCUCUCUCUCUCGCAAAUCUAUCUCCUUGUCUCUCAGCUAAUAUCUCUGUCUUUUUCCUUCUCUCCCUCCUUUUCUCUGCAUAUCUCUCAGGGUCUUCCUCCCUCUCACUUUGUCUGCCUCAGGCUAAAACAUACUCUGAGUGAUUAUCUGCAAUAUAUGAAAACAAAACACAUACACACACACACACACACACACACACACACACACACACACACACACAUAUACAUAUAUAUAUAUAUAUAUAUAUAUAUAUAUAUAUAUAUAUAUAUAUAUAUAUGUAUAUGUAUAUGUAUAUGUAUAUGUAUAUGUAUAUGUAUAUGUAUAUGUAUGUAUGUAUGUAUGUAUGUAUGUGUUUUGUUUUCUACCAUUCCAUUUUUGUCUGCCAUUUAUGAAUUUACGCAUUUCAAGUAGCCUGGCUCUGAAAGGCUGCCUUGCAAUAUCCAAAGGACAUGAUCGACCUGUCCUUUUCAACUCUAAAUUCCUGCGCCCUCACACAAGAUGAGGAAAUCAAUCCAACAUGGGGCUCUCUGUGCAAAGACGGCACAGACAGCGGUAGUUUUUCAAUAAAUGUAUUGACGGAGAAAAGCUAUGGACAAUGCAUGGUGAGCUCAGAAAGAGGGAGUUUGUUGUCGGUAGAGCAUUUAGGAGUGUUACGAAAGAUAUUUGGCACCAGAUUUUGGGAGCUGGAGCACUGAGGCACCUACAGCAGAGCUGGCACACCCACACAAGGCUCAAGGCAGAAGGUUCAUAUCUCAGUCAACAAGACUGGAAUAACUCUCUGACAUCAAUGAUUAUAGCAGAAAUCUUCUUCCUGCCUCUCUAUGCUCUCAGAAUGCUACCAAGCAAAGGGUGCAAUUGGCCUCGGACUCUACGCAGUGUUGGAGAAAGUUAACAGGGAGUGGAGGUAAAGUUCUGCUUAGUGUGUAUUCAUCAGAGCAGAGCCCAGGCUCGUUUGUAAUGCAUUUAUUAGAAUUAGCAAUUUACAGUCCUUUUGAUUGGCUGAUUGGACCUAACCCAAUAGAAAAAGGGUAAUGAUGAGCAAUUCCAUGUGGAAAUAAAAACAUAUUUCUAAUUGCACUGUUUGUGAUUUAGACACAAAUAAUAUUGCUAAUCGAAUCUUCAGUGUACAUUGGAGGCAGGGAAACUCAUCAAUGGUGGUAUGGUGUGGUUUAAAACAUUCUCUUUCCUUGUCUUAUUGACAUGAUUACAUUUGAGAUGCCCGAGCCUGUCAGCAAACUACUUUAACUCUACACUCUUAGAAAAAGGGUUCCAAAAAGGUUAUUCGGCUGUCCCCAUAGGAGAACCCUUUUUGUGAUCCAGGUAAAAGCACUUUCUGGUUCCUGGUAGAACCAUUUGGGGUUUCAUGUAUAACCCUCUGUGUAAAGGGUUCUACAUGGAACCCAAAACGGUUCUACUUGGAACCAAAAGGAUUCUACCUGGAAUCAAAAAGGGUUAUUCAAAGGGUUAUCCUAUUGGGAAAGCUGAAGCACCCUUUUAGGGGGGGGGGGGGGGGGAGUCAGAGAGGGGGAGAUGGAAAGUGGGAGAGAGAGGGGGGGGGAGAAACAGAGAGGGAGGGAGAGAGAGCGGGAGGUAGAGAAAGAGAGAGAUGUGGGGGGAUGGCCACAUGCUCAGGCAGAUUAAUUGCCAGGCUACUAUCUUUGUAUGGAAUCUGUCCGUUCCAAUGACUUUGAGGAUCCCAUUACACUGAGAGAUAUGACUCUAAUAGACUAUGCACAUGAUCUAUACCACACAGGCUAUAAAUACUGCCUGCUUCACAAUGGCGAUCAGCUGUGCUAAGGCACUUAAUAUUGUAGUUGAUUUACCAGCACAAUGGUUGAUGGCUCAGACAAAAUACCUUUUCAAAGGUUUGCAUUUAAAUGUCUUGAAUGUUUAACCUUUUGUUUUCAAAGUACUUAAGAAGUGAGAUUCGUAGAAAUUAUAUAUUUAUUGAAGUUGCAAAGAGUUGCUGUGACAACCACAGUAUGCCCAACAUGGAUCAGGCAAUUAUAUAAUACUGAAAUGCUGCCUGAAACGCUAUCCAAGGUACUGAACAAACUGUUGGAGGACAUUAUGGAACUUAGAACAUUAUUAAACUCAGUAGACCGUGCUGGUCAAAGGUAUAGGUAACUUAAUUAAUGGUGCUGAUUAUAUAUGUGGUGAGAGCUGUUAUUGCUGGACAGGGAUUAAAUGUUGACAGACAAAUGCACUUGCAAUGCACGUCAGUCCACAGGGACGCCGCUGGCAAAGGUUGCCUUGACAACAAGAUGGGGGAGCUACCUCCCUUGCUUUCCUCCCUGGCUGUCCCUGUGGAGAUGUAUCAGGCUAAUGUGCCCCCCUCUCACUCUCUCUCACACACUCUCUCUCCCUUCCUUCCUUUCUCUAACACUCUCUCACACACAGACACUACACAAUGUACAGAAAUACUGAAGAAUCAAUUGACCCAAAUAAGCUGUAGAUGCUCUCAGCCUUAACUUGCGACUCAAUGUCAAAUGACUCUUUCACACCUUUUUCCUGAUUUGAUUUGUCACGGCAGUGAACAAUGCACCACAUGCACAGGCAGGGGACAAGCUGUGUCAAAUGUAGCACCAGGAGGACCAAGCUGACAUGAUGGCAUCUGUGUACGUGUGAUUUCAGGGACCUGUUUGUUGUUUGAUUGUUUGAGAUAAAUGAAUUUCUCAACCAGGAUUAGUGUUUUAUGUUUGACUGGUUUGUAUAUUUGGCAGGAUCUCUUCAGUAAGUCAGACCCCUUUUUGGAAAUAUAUCGAAUCAACGAUGAUGGGACGGAACAGCUCGUUCACAGAACUGAGGUAAUAGACCCAUUCAUUCCUCCUCUCUGUAUCUACCUCUCCUUCUCCAUGUGUGGUGAAAGUUACUCAUGUCUAAUGUACUCUUGCUGUUGCAGGUGAUCAAAAACAACCUGAACCCCGUGUGGGAGCCCUUUAAAGUGUCUCUCAUCUCUCUGUGUAGCUGUGAUGAGGACAGGAAGCUCAAGGUAAGAAACACAGGAAGUCAUAGUGUGAUGGUUUUACAUUGCUGCUGUGGUAUUGAUGAAUGAAUGAACGAACUGGUGAAUGAACUAACUUACUGGUGAAUGAACAGUAAAUAUUAGAGGGUUCUGUAUGUCACUGUCUGGUUGUGUCACAGUGUCUAGUUUGGGAUUACGACUCCAGAGGAAAACACGACUUCAUCGGAGAGUUUUAUGCCACCUUCCGAGAAAUGCAGAAAAUUGGCGGUGGAAGCAAGGUCAGUCGAAAGGAGAGAGAGUGCUGUCAGUCACUGUUGAAUGUUUGAUGUGUGUCACUGAUGUGCCACUUAGUGCAUUCGGAAAGUAUUUAGGCCCCUUGACUUUUUGCACAUUGUUACGUUACAGCCUUAUUCUAAAAUGGAUUAAAUAUGUACAAAGCGAAAACAGGUUUUUUGAAAUGUUGGCAAAGGUGCAUCCUGUUUCCAUUGAUCAUCCUUGAGAUGUUUCUACAACUAGUUUGGAGUCCACCUGUGGUAAAUUCAAUUGAUUGGACAUGAUUUGGAAAAGCACACACCUGUCUAUAUAAGGUCCCACAGUUGACAGUGCAUGUCAGAGCAAAAACCAAGCCAUGAGGUCGAAGGAAUUGUCCGUAGAGCUCCGAGAUAGGAUUGUGUUUAGGCACAGAUCUGGGGAACGGUAUCAAAAAAUGUCUGCAGCAUUGAAGGUCCCCAAGAACACAGUGGCCUCCGUCAUUCUUAAAUGGAAGAAGUUUGGAACCACCAAGACUCUUCCUAGAGCUGGCCGCCCGGCCAAACUGAGCAAUCGGGGGAGAAGGGCCUUGGUCAGUCUGACAGAGCUCCAUAGUUUCUCUGUGGAGAUGGGAGAACCUUCCAAAAGGACAACCAUCUCUGCAGCACUCCACCAAUCAGGCCUUUAUGGUAGAUUGGCCAGAUGGAAGCCACUCCUCAGUAAAAGGCACAUGACAGCCCGCUUGGAGUUGGCCAUAAGGCACCUAAAGGAUUCUCAGACCAUGAGAAACAAGAUUAUCUGGUCUGAUGAAACCAAGAUUGAACUCCUUGGCCUGAAUGCCAAGCGUCACGUCUGGAGGAAACCUGGCACCAUCCCUACAGUGAAGCAUCGUGGUGGUAGCAUCAUGCUGUGGCAAUGUUUUUCAGUGGCAGGGACUGGGAGACUAGUCAGGAUCGAGGGAAAGAUGAACGGAGCAAAGUACAGAGAGAUCCUUGAUGAAAACCUGCUCCAGAGCGCUCAGGACCUCAGACUGGGGCGAAGGUUCACCUUCCAACAGGACAACGACCCUAAGCACACAGCCAAGAAAACGCAGGAGUGACUUCGGGACAAGUCUCUGAAUGUCCUUGAGUGGCCCAGCCAGAGCCCGGACUUGAACCCGAUCGAACAUCUCUGGAGAGACCUGACAGAGCUUGAGAGGAUCUGCAGAGAAGAAUGGGAGAAACUCCCCAAAUACAGGUGUGCCAAGCCUGUAGCGUCAUACCCAAGAAGACUCAAGGCCAAACGUGCUUCAACAAAGUACUGAGUAAAGGGUCUGAAUACUUAUGUAAAUGUGAUAUUUCAGUUUAUUUCAUAACUCAUAACUAUGUUUCUGUAUGAUCUGUCUACCUCUUGUAUUGAAGGUCACAUGGGAUUGCAUGAAUCCAAAGUACAAACUGAAGAAGAAGAACUACAAAAACUCUGGGGUGGUCAUCCUCAGUGAUCUCAAGGUUAGAGCCAACCGUUUCAGCUCCUGCUCAGCAACUCUCCACUAUCUAAUACAUAGAGAAUCAUCCCCAUCUCUGUGAUAUUCUGUUGUACUCUCUCACAACAUGUACACAUAGUGCUAAUUCGUAAUUAAUUUGUACUGCUCAUUUUAGAAAUGUGUUCAUACUCAGUUUACUGUCCACCCCCGCUACCCAAUUCUGUAAAUGACUACAUCUGUGGAUGGCUGUCACCAUUCUUUCCCCCUAUGUUUUUAGUUCACAGGUCUUUUAAAAAGGAAACGUUUUUUAUUGGUAUAGCUGUUUUUGUGUCUCUUGGGCCUACUGUUUAGGCAGUUUAUCAUUUAGAUUAUUUUAUUUGGAUUCAUUAGUUUACUGGGGCCCAGCUCAUUUGAUUGCCGCUGUCUCAGUUUGAAUCCCCUGUCGCCACCACUGGGUGUGUGAUCUCUAACGGGCAUGCAGAUCACACACUGCACAUCACAGAGCUGCUGCCUUCAGACUAAAUUAAAUCAUCACCAUUCUCCAUUUUCAUGCUUACUACAUAAUGUUUGUUUAACAGUAGUUGCUACUGAGUAGUGGUUUAAUAACAGUUUUAAAAUACAUGUUCUUUUGUAAAUGGAACAGCCAUUGGUUAAAACUGGAAUCCAUCUAAAAACAUUGAGUACUCCACCAAAUCCGAACCCCCACCCUCUGGGGUUUAGUUUAAAAGCUUCCUCUCUGUUCUGCAGCUUCACAGAGUGUAUUCCUUCCUGGACUACAUCAUGGGAGGAUGCCAAAUCCACUUUACAGUAAGUUGAGCAGCCAAUGUGUGCACUAGCAUGUCAUCAUCACUUAGCAGCGUGGUACAAUUCUAUGCUAACCUUCAAAGGUGUACGAUCCACUGACUGCCUACACAUUCAGUACAUAUUAAUGGUUGCUUGCCUUCGUUAAGGUGUUGGAAUAGACAAUAGGCCUAGAAUUUUAACCUGUGUUCCAUUUCCAGGCUACGUGCUGUGAUCAAGGCCAGUGUUUUGAUUAAAUGCUACAUUCUCUAAGUGUGAAACAUUACAUUCUGCAUUUUUUAACUAAUGAAACAUUACCCUGGUGACUGGCAUUUUCCGGUGUACCCGGAUACUUUUCUCACUGGAGGCUAGCUCCUUAGAAGGAUAAACUGAGGCAAUAAUUCAUAUUAAUUUAGGGGAACUGCUAUGUUAGGAGCACUGCUUCAUUGUUGCAUAGACAUCCUUUGGUAUCACUUACCACAGAUAUAGAACACUAUAGAAGUCCUUUGAUAAUGCACUAAUGAUUUAAAAAAAAAUACCUGCAGAAUAUUUGUUUGAUCAUUUCCCUUGUUGAGAAGUUCUGCAGUUCUCCCUGUGCUCGUAUCUUUAGCACUGCUGACGUCAAAGAAGUGAAAUAUCUAUGUCCUUGCCACUCCUUCUUACAUGCCCUCAAUGUAUCCUGCACAUAUGUUGGUCGUAUAAAAUGCUCUGAGAACAUCUGUUCAAUGACUGGACAUUAAAAUUGAAAUUUAACAGACGGCUUCAGCAAUGUUCAUUUACAUAUCUUAGAUAUCUUAGGUUUUCACCAUAUAUUAUACAGAUUCAUUUGCGUAAGCAGUUAUACAAUUAUGCUUGAGGACAUGAAAGCGAUGAUGUUACAGUAUUUAAGACUUUAUGAGGCUGCUCCCGGGUUGCAAAGUCAAGUCACUCAAUGACGCAGGCUCCAGACACUUACACAAUGGAAGUCAGUUGACAUGUCAUAAUCUUCCUCUAUAGAAACACAAGUUUGACAGAGAACUGUACAGAAUAGCCUGCUUCAACACAACCUGCAUUGACAGGUAGACCCUAGGUCUAGUGUUUAUGGUGUUUGGUUUUACUUGCAAUGUUUAGUGUCUUCUAUGAAUCUGUCAUUGCUCUAGGUGGCCAUUGACUUCACGGCCUCCAACGGAGACCCUCGGAACAGCUGCUCCCUACACUACAUCAACCCGUACCAGCCCAACGAGUAUCUGAAGGCUUUGAUAGCAGUGGGGGAGAUCUGUCAGGAUUAUGACAGGUUAGUCAGCACCACGGCUCUCUGCCCAGCCUUAGCCGGAUCUCUAUCCUGUGGGGCUGCUCUCUGUAUGUCUACCAAUGGGAAAUUGAACUUUUUACAUUUGGUAGAUGUCUCAUAAUGUACCGAGCCAGUGGCUCUACUUCAUCUAAUUCCAAGCCAUGAGGAUGUAAUGGAAAUCGUGGAAUAGAAUUCUGAGGAUUCUUUCUACUACUCACUGAAGCAUGAGUUGGAAAAUGAAUGAUAGAGUUGAACAAUUAUUACAAUGAUAAGGCCUUGAUUCAAUCAGAUCGAGUGAUAACUCACCUUGUUUUGGCAGUGUUGAAGGUGUAACUGCGGUUUCAGCUUGAAAAUAAGUGAGUGGCUGUUCUUGUGUGUUAAAAAUCACUCCCUUCCUAUUAUCCCUUACCGCGUUAGAAGUUCAAAACGGCGAUAGAAAGGGUGCAUGUUUUCAUGUUAAUUUGGAUUGGGAUAGGCUAUCAGUCUAAUGGGGGUGUAGACAAUAUAACAUCACGCAUUCGAGUGUCUGAACUUGUAAUGCGGCUGCAUGGGAUUUGUCAGAUAUAAAGUCGGGUGUGGUUUUGCUGCAUCCAAUGGCAGUGUCCGAGAUAAGGUAAGGAGCAGCUCUAAUGCAGUUCCACCUCUGACACCGCCAAAACAACCGCUAUGCGGAUGUCGGCUAGCAUGGAUCUGAUAGAAUCUAACCCUAAGUCAGCCACUUGAUGUCAUACAUUUCCUCCAUGAAAUCUAAGACUUCUGCCAGAUAAUACGAAACUGCAAAAAAAUAAAAAAACAUCCCAAAAAAUAGAAACAGUAAUUUUCACGCAUUAAUUAAAUUAUGGUCCAUCUGCAAUUAUCAUGCCCACUGCCAACAGGAGGAAAUUAGAGCAAACAAAUUGCUUUACACAGACAUUAGCAAUGCAUGAGGAGGCCCUGGGGAAAUCUCAGAUGAAGUUGCUUGGAGGCAGAAUCAGUGUUUGAGAUGAGGCUGGUCUGCUUAGAUUUACUGCUGCCGCUGCUUUCUGCUGCUGUUGUUGGAAUGGACACAGCAGGUUUUGUUCCACCCGUGGCAGCGGAUGCAGCAUGUCCUCUGUCCUGUGGUGCUCACUGCACCCUGUGAUAUCCUAUUCUGUCUCUGAGCCUGGCAAAGACUGCCUGUGCCUGACGGAGCGGCCAAAUCCCCCUCCAUGGCUGGCAGGGGAUCAUUAACCCGAUCCAGAGGAGAGGACACCCAACCUAGCGCAGUGUCACAGCAGCAUGGGCAGAGGCAGGGAGGGACAGUAGCAGCAUGGGCAGAGGCAGGGGUAGGGAGGGACAGAGGAAAGUGCAGAGGAGAGGCAACAGCAGAGCCAUGGGCAGCAGUGGAGAGAAGGCAGAAGAAGGAUGCACAGGGCUCUCAAGGGUUUGGGGAGAUAAUGGUUUCAAUGGCUGGGGAGAGUUGGAGCGACAGGCUGUAUAUUAUAAUUUGUGUGUGUGUCACAUUACUUUCUGUAUAUAGUAUUUGUUAAGGAUAUGUAAUUGACUGGUAUUAUAUUAUUGUUACAUUCCUCAUUUCUAAAUCACUAAUUCAAUAUUUAUUAUCGGAGGCAGUCUUGUCAGACACUGGUUAAUUAGUAACUAAUUAUUUUGAAUAUGGUCUAUUUUUGAGGAAAGAUCAUCUUGUCUGUCGGCACAGAGCCAAAUGAGGAUUUACACUGUGAAAUCAUGCCAGUGUUGGCUCCUCCUGUUGAAUGUGUGGAGAACGCUGGCUGCCUAAUUAAAGAAUACAAGAGAUAACUCUAGAACAGCAGAAGACGUGUUGGAGAGACACAAACUCUAGCUACCUGGAAAAGAGAUGUGUAGGUAGCUAACUCAGUUUGGUGUUGGGUGUCACGUACAUGCCUUUAGGUGUUGCGCCUACGUUACGUGUUGUGGGUUAUUUCUUCCCACAUCAGGCUGUUAUUAAGGUGCACAACGUGGGCUUGCAGGCCUCUUGUGGUGAAUAUCAGGUGAUGUGUGAUCACAUUUACAGAGUAGCAGCUGGAUUAGGAGCCGGGCACCUUUUGCUCUGAGUGGGAAGUGGCUGCGUUCUCCUACUGAGAGGGGAACGGGGCUCAGUGAAGACCCCCGCCUGCAAGAUCCGCUCUCACAUCAUGUCACGUGGAAGUGAAAAAGAGGUGCCACCGUGGAGCCCACACGUUGGUUCCAUCCUCAUUAACAGGCCUGGGAACAGCAUCACAUCUGGCUCUCCCACUCUUCUUACUGGUGUCACGUUGAAAUAUGGCUGUCUACCGGUUUGGCAGUCCUCCAGAGCAUGGCAGUCUGAAACAUAAAUAGUUCUCUACUUGGGACUUAUCACUUAGUAUACACAUGUACUGCUUAAGAAAACACUUUAGGAAACUAGACACAGAGGUAGACCACUACGCCACACACACUGAACCAACAUGUAGGUUGGGGCGGCAGGUAUCUUAGUAGUUAAGAGCGUUGUGCCAGUAACCGAAAGGUCGCUGGUUCUAAUCCCCAAGCCGACUAGGUGGAAAAUCUGUCAAUGUGCCCUUGAGCAAGGCACUUAACCCUAAUUGCUCCUGUAAGUCGCUCUGGAUAAGAGCGUCUGCUAAAUGACUAAAAAUGUAAAGUGUCAAUGUUGUGAUGUUUAAUCCAGGCUCAAUUGGAAAAAGCAUGAGAAUCCUAAAACGUUGAGCACAAUCAAAGAGAAUAUGUAUGUAACUUCACAGAAAGGCCACUUCCCAGAGAAUGUCUACUUUAUCUGAGGAAACCAUAGACAGACUUGAAAGCCAGUUUCUUUCACUCUGUGUAUGUGCUCGGUACCUGUGGCACCUCUACAUUUUCUCAAACACCAGGUUCUAUUCCCACAAAGUAUUAAAAGCACUCACUGAUAGAACAGAGAACCGCCAAGCAUCAGAACUAAGUAUUAGUAGCUCCAGUGGAAGCAUUUGUACAGCCUCUUCACUUGAUACUUCAGGAGCUUUGGAACAUAUUGACUGCAUUUGCGUCAGAGGAGAAAAGUAAGAUAAAUCGCUGAGGCAACUUUGAGAAGUUGUUUCAGGUCGAUCUCGCUGUUAUGUUAGAAUUAUAAGUCUGAUGUAUUGUAAUGAGCUUUCUGUUUUGACAAAACACCACGGACUAGAUAGAACAGAAAGAUACGAGACAAAUAAACAACAAGCACCAACAGCAAUAUGUAAAAGAUAGCUAUUCAAGGCAGAGAUAUCAGACAUCAGUGGUUGAGUGGUUUGAAUUGUAUUAGAGAACUUGAAACUGGCUUCUCCGUAUGUUGAAGGCCCAUUUCUCAUUCGCCCAUGGUGAUGGAUCUCCCUUGCAUUACAGACAAUAAUUAACAAACCUGACCCUGCAUGCAGUUUAUUCACUCAUUUCUAAUUAAUUGCUGUCUGUCACGCCCUGACUCAGGGGACUCUUAUAUGUUGAGUCAGGGUGUGUAUAUUCUUUGUUGUGUAUGUGCUACGAUCUAGUAUGUAUGGUUCUAUGUUGGCCGGUGUGGUUUCCCAAUCAGAGGCAGCUGUCGUUCGUUGUCUCUGAUUGGGGACCAUACUUAGGCAGCUAUUUGGCACUAGUGGGUUGUGGGAUCUUGUUCCGUGUAAGGUAUGUUGUUUGUGUCUACCUUGGACUUCACGUUUCAUUUAGUUUGUUGUUUGGUCGUUGUGUUUAUUCGUUAUAAUAAACAUGUAUGCAUAUCACGCUGCGCCUUGGUCCGUCCCGUCAUUGAACGAACGUGACAGAAGAUCCCACCAGACCUGGACCAAGCAAUGUGCUGAGGAGGAGCAGAGAGGAUGGACUUGGCAGGAGAUAAGAGAGGAUCUGGCAUGAAAGAUGGAGGCCCUGAAAGGGAUCAGGGUGGAGAGGCAACCCCAAUAAAAUGUUGGGUGGGGGCACACGGUGUGGACGACGAGGCAGCAGGAGGCCGCGAUAGGGCGGAUCUGCUGGUUAGGAGAGGAGGCCACCAGAUUACGGGGGCUAUUGGUUCAGAGGGAGCAGGAGGUAUUCGGUCAGAGGGAGGCGCUACAGGAGGCUAGAAGGGAGAAGGAAGGUGUAGAGGCACGGCGAGAGGAGCUGGUUAGGCAGCAGAAGGAGCAGGGGUUAAUAAAGGAACCCAGUCCUGCUCCUCGCACCAAGAAAGUGGUGCGUGUCGCCAGUCCGGUCCGGCCCGUUCCUGCUCCCCGCACCAAGCCAGUGAUGCGCGUCGCCAUCCCGGCCCGGCCUGUUCCUGCUCCCCGCACCAAGCCAGUGGUGCGCGUCGCCAGCCCGGCCCGGCCUGUUCCUGCUCCUCGCACCAAGCCAGUGGUGCGCGUCGCCAGCCCGGCCCGACCUGUUCCUGCUCCUCGCAGCAAGCCAGUGGUGCGCGUCGCCAGUCCGGCCCAGCCCGUUCCUGCCCCUCGCACCAAGCCAGUGGUGCGUGUUCCUAGUCAGGUCCGGCCCGUGCCUGCUCCUCGCACCAGACCAGUGGUGCGUUUGUCCAGUACGGCACGGCCCGUGCCCGUUCCACCGGUGCCUGGUCCGGGACCGGUCAGCUGCUCCACUCCGGAGCCAGAGGAGUCCGCUCCACCGGUGCCUGAUCUAGUUCCGGUCAGCUGCGCCACUCCGGAGCCAGAGCAGUCCGGUCCACCGGUGCCUGAUCUAGUUCCGGUCAGCUGCGCCACUCCGGAGCCAGAGCAGUCCACUCCACCGGGGUCCAGUCCAGCUCCGGUCAGCGGCUCCACUCCGGAGCCAGAGCAGUCCGCUCCACCGUUGCCUGAUCCAGCUCCGGUCAGCGGCUCCACUCCGGAGCCAGAGCAGUCCGCUCCACCGGUGCCAAGUCCAGCUCCGGUCAGCGGCUCCAGUCCAGACCAUGACGUCAGCCCCUCUUCAGGUUCGGGGUCUCCCACACCAGGGUCCAGACAGGGCCUGGCGUAUCGUGGGAGGAAGGAGAGGGGAAGUAGCGUGCCGAGGUCCAGACCAGACCAGGGGCGCAACAGGGAGGCGGAGAGUGAGAGGUCGUCACGCCCCGAGCCGGAUCCGCCUCCGAGGCGGAAUGCCCACCCGGCCCCUACCCUGUUAUGUUUAUGUUGUGCGGUCGGAGUCCGCACCUUUGGGGGGGGGGGGGGGGGGGGGGGGGUAAUGUCACGCCCUGACUCAGGGGACUCUUAUAUGUUGAGUCAGGGUGUGUAUAUUCUUUGUUGUGUAUGUGCUACGAUCUAGUAUGUAUGGUUCUAUGUUGGCCGGUGUGGUUCCCAAUCAGAGGCAGCUGUCGUUCGUUGUCUCUGAUUGGGGACCAUACUUAGGCAGCCUAUUGGCACUAGUGGGUUGUGGGAUCUUGUUCCGUGUAAGGUAUGUUGUUUGUGUCUACCUUGGACUUCACGUUUCGUUUAGUUUGUUGUUUGGUCGUUGUGUUUAUUCGUUAUAAUAAACAUGUAUGCAUAUCACGCUGCGCCCUGGUCCGUCCCGUCCUUCAACGAACCUGACACUGUCAGAGAAAAUGUGUUUUCGGUGCGUUGUGUUGCAGCCAAUUUUGUUCUCGUACACCUCCGUUGCUCCUACAGGUUAUUCCUGUCCUUUCUCCUGUAUAGCGCUGUCCUGUGGGAUUCAUUAAAAGCAGGAUUAGCCAUUUACAGCAUCUCUGUAAAUCUCCCCAUGCAGGGUGGUGGUAGAGAGGAGGUCCACUUUCCCCUCUUUCUUCAGCUGAGGAUGAAGGAGCUGAGGAUUAAGGAGAUUAAGGACCAAAGUCUUAAUGGAGGGAACAAAAAGAGAGCAUUUCUAUAACUCACCUGGGGGCAGAGAGAGAGAAAUCACGUCUGCUGCUUUCCUUAAUUGAUCCAAGCUUUUCUACCAGCUCUCUUUUCCAUGGGUUGAUAGAGAGAUGGGGCCUUGAGUUUCUGUGCCUGGAGGGCUGUCUGAGCAUCUUCCUCUAAUCUGUGAUAAUGGACAGAACGGAGUCUGUGUCUGUGUGUGUCUGUGCGUGCCCUCGUGUGUUACUAGGCCUGCUAGAGCAAUGCACUAUGGUUUUGGGGAUGACAUUCCAGAUGUGUUGUACUGGACAUCCACAGAGCCCAAUUUGAAUUGAAAAAAGAAAUACCAUUUUGAUUAGCUUGCGUGUUAGACCCUCCCCUGUCAGUCUUUAUAUAGAAAAUAAUGAGCAGCUAUAAGCAAACUGUGAAUAUCGGGGAUGGCAGCAGCCUUUGCACAUUUGGAAAGCAGUUGCCUUGGUUGUGCGCACAGCUUCUCUCUUUCUCAUGGCUGAGAUGUUUCUGCUCAUCUAUAGGUGCCAUGCUAGAGAGCGGCAUCCUGAGAGAGUUUACCAUCUCCUGAGACAAAGGAAGCCCAAUUGAAGAUUACUAUGUUUAGCACAGAGUUGAUCAUUCUUAAUUCCCAAGGGUGGAGGAUGAGACCAGAAGGGUUUUAUUAUCUGUUUUUCCAUUACUUUGCCUUUAAUGUGCUGGAGAAUGUAUCUAUCAGCCAGCGAUGGGCAAUUAAAGUUUAGAGUAAAGGGAAAGCUUUAGUUGUCUCUAAUGAGGGCUUACAGCCAAAUCUUCAAUUGAAUGCUUAUUACUUCCUGCUUUAGUGUUCCCAGCCCAUGUCAUCACUCUCUCCCCUUCCUGCUGCAGUAAAUACAUUAAAACAGCUCCUUUCAAAUGUUGAUAACUGAAGCCAAGAUGUUAUUAUGGAGAUGUUCAUUCAGAUUGUCACGGUGCUCGAGAAUUCACUUUUUUUCUGCAUGAAAGAAAUGCCCUGAUAGCAGAGACAAAAUCAUGUAUUUAGGCACAAGUACUAAUGUGAUGGAAAAGAAGCUAACACAGCCCAGCACACAUGUUCACAGUGCCAUGGAUUGGAGAGUGAUAGAUACACAUAUUUCCUGUCAGAGAGAGAGCUGUAACUCACUAAUCAUUCCAUAUCACAUUUUAAUCCUGUUUUCUUUCAAACCCCUCUUUUUGCCAUUGCACUAUGAGGACUCGUGUUUUGUUUCUUGUCCCAGCUCGCACACUGCUCAGUGAGCCCCACAACUCACUGUGUCAUCAGAUGUACUGUAUGUCUAGUGGUAUUUCCCAGCAGGCAUUGCUUCUGUCCUACUGUGUCUUACACUCUCAUUCUCCCCCACUGUUCAUGCUUUCAUUCCUCUAGUGCUGUGCUCUACUGCCCUCCUGACAAAGAGUAAUGCAUUCAAUAUGGCAGAGCAUAUUAUACUACAUCAGCUCAUCAAAUUAAAAUGAUACCGAUAAUGAUGUGGAGAGUACAACAAUUGCGACAGCAAAAUUACCACUUAGUGCCGGAGAGUAACAGAAUCUCACCCCAUAGAUGCAAAAUGACAGCUGGCACAUAGAAGCAAUUCUUAAAUUGUCAUUUAAUGAGUGUCCUAACUGGUUGAAUUGUAAACAAGUCUUAAAAGGACGGAUUUGCAGUGUAGUUUUUCAUGAGUGGAAGAGAUAAAUUACAAUAAUGUUCUCGACAAGUAUCGACAAGUAUCUUCCAUUUGAUCAGUGACAGUGUAUUCUCCAUUGUAACAGCAACAACAGUUUUAUUGUAUGAUUGAUUUACUCUACUUUACAUUUUAGUGACAAAAGAUUUUCCGCCUUGGGAUUUGGUGCCAGAAUUCCACCCAAUUAUGAGGUGAGUGUUAUCUUGUUUAGUUGUUAUAAUCUUUUCCCCCACUGCUUAUUUUCCCUCCAUCCUCCCUCCUCUUGGUAUUUGCCCAUGCCCUGAGUCUAUAUAUUGAACAGGCUGAUUGCCCUAUUUCCUGACACCAUUUGUCACUCUGUCAAAAUCUCACAUUUCAGAUUCAUAAUUGAGUUUAUUUUUAUUCAUCAGCCCCUUCUCUGGAAAUGCCAACCUGUCCACGAGAAAAUAACAUGUUCUGAGGAAGUUAGAAUAAUUACAAGCGGGCAGUGUGGAGCAAGGUUCCUUGGUGUUGAUGGCCACUUGUCAGAAGGUUUCAGGAGCGAGAGAGGGGCGUUUAUUUAAGCAGAUUUGGCCUGGAGAACAGAGACCCGGCUGUUGUUUUAACUAGCACCCUGGGGAGAGGGUUUGAAGUGACACACACACACACACAUCGCUUUCAGACACACAGACUGCUUCCAGAGAUGGAGAGUCACAUUACAGGCACACUGGAAGUACUGGCAGGUCAACAGACAGAGAAAAGAUAAAAGAAGGCUAUCAGGAUCUGCUUCUGUUCUGUUCUGUGCAUUGGCUUAUAAAUAGUCUUGACUACUGUACGUUCUGUAAUUAUGGCUUAAUGACAUCUGUCUUGUCAAAGGUACACACAUUGGACAGAAAAUACUGUUGUUUUGAUAGGAUAGAAAAAUGCCACGUCUGAACUAUUUCUGUACCCCAGGCCGCUAAAAUGCUACAAAUCCAAAUCACUAAAUUCAGCAUUGUUGCAGUCACUUACAAUAGACCAAGAGCCCAAAGCUGUUGUAUUUACCCAAAAUAGUAAAAGAUGUCAAAAGGCUGUGUGUCUGUGGCUUUGUAUAAUAAGAUAACUGGACCACUUCGUAUCAGGAACAGGGUAAUUCUCAUACUCAAAGUAAGCUUUAUGUGGACUUGUCAUAUACUUUCAUUUAUUCCAGCGCUACUCCAGACUUUCAAAAGAUCGUAAAAUGUGGACUGAAAUAAAUGUGUCCUUGUAUAUCGAAUGAGGCAUAGGGAUUUUGUGUCUACACUAAUAUUCCAGCACAACAAUGUCCGACCUCGUUUUUUUCCCCCCAACAAACAGGUGUCCCAUGACUUUGCCAUCAAUUUCAACCCAGAGGACGAUGAAUGUGAAGGUAAGAGAGAUGAAGCCUCCUCUGGGUACCUUAUACUUCUGAACCUCUCAGCAGCUCUGCCCGACCCUCCAUCAAUCUCUACCGCUGACAUUUUACAAUGAAAAACGAGCAUACUGGAUAGCAUGUGGAGCCUGAGAGUGCUUUUCCCGCUCUCAGAAUCCAUCUUUAAUGAACACAGAGCCCUACAAAUUCACAUUUCCAGUAAUACUUUGAUCCCUAGUUAUUUAUGCUCCAGCCCACCUGUCUCCCUCCCUCCCUCCCUCGGUCCCUCAAUGUGCUACUUCAAGGUGUGUACCCACAGUAGAACGUGUGUGUGUGUGUGUGUGUGUGUGUGUGUGUGUGUGUGUGUGUGUGUGUGUGUGUGUGUGUGAUCAGAGAUCCAGGGGGUGGUGGAGGCCUACCAGAACUGCCUGCCUAAGAUCCAGCUGUACGGCCCCACCAACGUCACUCCCAUAAUCAGCAGGAUAGCCAAGCUGUCAGCAGGAGAGGAGACCAUCAAAGAUGCCUCAGUAAGUGUCCUUUACUGCUGUAAUGGAGCGAUGUACAGUACAGGCCUGCAUGAUAUGGAUUUAAAAAAAAUUCUCCAUAACUCUGAUAUCCCACCCAUUGAGCCUCCCUGGAUGAGCUGUCCCAGGCUCAGCUCAGUUUUUACACAAUUAAUACCAGUCAGCCAAGACAGACCAUGUAGGUGUAUGAUUGAGUGUAGAAAUGAAAAACGUGAUAGUGAUGUCAUUCACUAUUAAAUGUGUUUGUCUACUUAAGUGAUAAUGCCCAAGAAGCCGGUGUUUGGAGGAUAUUGGCACGGUGUUGUUAGUCUCGGGCCAGCAAACCGUGCCAAUAUAUCCUCCAAACACCGUAUUUGAGGGAAUUAUCACUUUUAUACAAUGGGUUACCAACAAAUUCAAAUAAUGAUUGACAUAUUUCCAUUAAAAGUUAUUUUGAUUAAUUUAUUCAUACUAUUUUGUCCUUUCACAAGAUAUAGUCCCGGCACAAAUCUAGGAUUGCUACCCAAGCCGGCUGGUUCGGUUGCCAGAGACACGACCCAGUCGUUAAGUCUUUUUAUUCUAUAUCUAUGGACGUUCAUUCUAAAUGUUCCGUUGUCAUGCUGGCUGGCAACGUUCUUAUCCCCUUAUUGCUAGCUAGCCAACUUGGGCUAACACAGUCAUAUCAAACAGUGCAGCCAGAAUAACAGAAAAGUAGCUGCAUUUGUGUUUGUUUAAGCUCUUUUCUAGUGACAUUGAGCUAAUGAUGAGCGAUUUUGCCUGGCAUAGAACAUUUGGUCUCUCACCAGGACACUGUUUGGAGGAGCUAGCCAACGGCACAGCUAACACAAUUACUUCAAACUGAAGCUCGAAAGACAGCAAACUAGCUGCAUUUCGUUUCGUUUGACCUGUUUUUCUAUGGACAUUUAUUUGUGUAUAUAUCCAUCAAAAUGAUGCUGGCUGAGAAAAGCUGCCUGCCUGUCUGUCUCGUCCUGACUCCCAAGUCCCAACACGUUGAUUACUAUCAGACAGCUGGAAAUCAAAUUUCAAUAUUGAAACAAUGUUGCAAAUAUCAGAGAGACAGACAGCAAGGUUUAUACAAAUCUCUGCUGUUGAAAACCAAAUACUAGUCUAAAAGAAAGGGGAGAUAAUGUCUAGAUGCUUUUUUACAGUGGAGAUCAAGUUUAUAAAUUGCCUGCUUGGGCUGAUGAGACAGUGGAUUGCGCAGUGAGAUGGAACAGUAAAUAGGCAUUUCAUAGCCUUAGCCGGUGGUAACUUGUGGAAUAGACACCGGCUGGAACUCGGUUUUAACCAAUCAGCAUCCAGGAUUAGACUCACCCCAUUGUAUAAAUCUGUAAUAAUUUCUUGAGGUUCUGCAUAAGAACCUUUAAAAUCUCUCAAUUAAAUGCGGUAAGGUUUGAGUUAACAAGAAUGCCCAAGGCCAUUAAUAUCAAUGUGUUCCUACAUUAGUUUGCCCUCUGGCUAUUCCCAUUACAUUUUAAACACUUUUCCAUUACUCUGGCCAUUUCUUCUGCUUCGUCCUUGUACUGAUCUUCAUUUAUUAUUCAAUCAUCCCUUCUUCUCCUGAUCAAUAAAUGAGACCAAAGGAUCAAUGCAAAGAGAAUUCAGGACGAGUUAAAACUGCAGCCGGGGCACUUUCAUCACUAGGGACUCAUGGGACAUCUGAGAGCAGAAUACAUAGGAAUACACUCAUAGACCUCAUAUGUAAAAUCCACUGAUUCCGACUUUUGCAAAUGUAGGAUAUCUGUAGAUGUUGAGGAUUUUCUCAUUCAUAUUGAUAUCCUGCAGGGAGAGAGAGAGGUGUUGAUGAGACUAGAGAUUAAUACAGGAUGAAGUUUCUCAGUGUUUCUCAGUGGGAGCAAUCAGAUUUCAGAGGAUAAUGUGUUACACACAGACAAGCCAAGGGCACUGAAGUGUGUGGUGACAAAGGUUAACACGCAACCGCAACCCUCUCCUCUCCUCUUUCCUCUCUCCUCCAGCGUUACCACAUCCUGCUGAUCCUCACGGACGGCGUGGUGACAGACAUGGCGGACACACGCGAGGCCAUCGUACGCGCCUCCUACCAGCCCCUGUCCAUCAUCAUCGUUGGCGUGGGCAAUGCAGACUUCACAGACAUGCAGAUCCUGGACGGGGAUGACGGGGUGCUGCGCUCGCCCAAAGGAGAGCCCGUCCUCAGGGACAUUGUGCAGUUUGUGCCCUUCAGAGACUUCAAAACGGUCAGUAUUCCCCUCCUUCCCUUCCUCUUUCUAUACCUCCAUCACUCCAACUCUCCUUCCUUCCCUACCUCCUUCUACACUCUGCUAUGCCACAGUCAUAUUCCAACCAAGGCCAAAAGAACAGAGAGGUGUGGGUCUCCAAGGUCUCAGAAACUGAAGUACUUUUUAUAAUAGCGAUGCUGGUGGCCAUUAAGUCUCCCAGUGUGACCUCCAAAGCCCCUUCAGUAAUAGCAUUACCCUCCAAUGGGGCUUUGAAGACAAGCUAACAGCCAGGCAGCCUCUCAUCUGCUGGCUUCAGAAAUACCUCCUAAGAAAAAAAAUAAUGUCACCAGCAAAGAAAAUCCAUUAAUUUUGAAAAGGUUACGAUGAAAAAUGCAGAAAAUACCUCCAAAAGCUUGAUGCGAUUUGUCUGUGUGCUCCCCAAAGCCCUCUUUCCUUUUGACCGCUGCCCAAACAACGGAAAACACAAAUCACUCGUUCCAUUCUUCCUUUGUUAGAUUAAAAAACAAUUUGCCUGGAGUUUCAUUGGAUUUGGGUGCCACUGAAAAUGAUUGCUUUAACCCUUUGGGGUCUUGUGUCAGAACUGUCCAGACUACAGUUGUGUUCUGUUUUUCACAGGCCUCGCCCAGCUGCCUUGGCCAAAUGUGUCCUGGCGGAGGUGCCCAACCAGGUGGUGGAGUACUACAGUCACAAGGCCAUCUGCCCCAUGCCGCCCUGUCCCAUCAUGUGA